AUUCCCAUCCCUGUCUGACAAGCUGUGAGAAGUUUAUUUUUUUUCUUUCUUCUCAAAUCUGAAUCAGAAGAAAGGGAGCAAGUCAAUCAGCCUUCAUGGUUAGAAGCCUAGCGACUAUAGAACUCUGAACUAGGCAGAAGGAAAGGAUGAUGGAAAGCAAUAUCCCACAAAGUCUCAAAUGACAUUUGAGAGAAUGAUCUCCUGCAGAAGCAAGAGCCACAUGGCAUGUCUGUGAGUCCCAGUACCUGCCAACCUAAUGAAAACAGGCCAGUGGAGCCUACAUCAGAACUUGUCCCUUUUGCUGCUGUCAACCAUCUCAUCUUCCCAUCCUUUCAGAGAGACCUGAGACCAUGAGGAGCAGCCUUACCCUGGUCGGCACCUUCUGGGCCUUCCUGUCCCUUGUUACUGCUGUGGCCAGUUCUACCAGUUACUUCCUUCCUUAUUGGCUAUUUGGAUCACAGCUAGGAAAGCCAGUGUCUUUCAGCACAUUCAGGAGAUGCAACUAUCCGGUGCGGGGAGAUGGGAACAAUCUGAUCAUGGUGGAAGAAUGUGGACGCUAUGCCAGCUUUACCGCCAUACCAAGCCUGGCAUGGCAGAUGUGCACAGUGGUGACAGGUGCCGGCUGUGCUCUGCUGCUCCUGGUGGCACUGGCUGCUGUCCUAGGAUGCUGCAUGGAGGAACUCAUCUCUAGAAUGAUGGGGCGUUGCAUGGGAGCCGCACAGUUUGUAGGAGGGCUGCUGAUAAGCUCAGGCUGUGCAUUAUAUCCUUUAGGAUGGAAUAGCCCGGAGGUAAUGCAAACAUGCGGAAAUGUCUCCAAUCAAUUUCACUUAGGAACCUGUAGACUUGGUUGGGCCUAUUACUGUGCUGGGGGCGGAGCUGCUGCAGCCAUGUUGAUCUGUACCUGGCUCUCUUGCUUUGCGGGAAGAAAUCCCAAGCCCGUCAUGUUGGUGGAGAGCAUCAUGAGGAAUACCAAUUCUUAUGCCAUGGAGCUUGAUCACUGCCUCAAACCUUAA
Messenger RNA from Onychomys torridus (southern grasshopper mouse), 1013 nucleotides. RefSeq names its product LHFPL tetraspan subfamily member 1 (gene Lhfpl1). Lineage: Eukaryota; Metazoa; Chordata; Mammalia; Rodentia; Cricetidae. The transcript is spliced from 4 exons. The record is from RefSeq and is a predicted model, not a curated record. The coding region runs from base 351 to 1013 and encodes 220 amino acids. Gene Ontology annotation, cellular component: membrane.